Molecule: messenger RNA, 1120 nt
Organism: Vigna unguiculata (cowpea)
Lineage: Eukaryota; Viridiplantae; Streptophyta; Magnoliopsida; Fabales; Fabaceae
Product: PRA1 family protein B3-like
Biological process (GO): vesicle-mediated transport
Cellular component (GO): Golgi apparatus; endoplasmic reticulum
Molecular function (GO): DNA binding
Source: RefSeq, a predicted model, not a curated record
AUGACUUCUGCAGCCAAGGAGUACUUCUUCAAAAUCUUCUCCCCAGAGAAACACUCUGAAACAAUGGUUAUUCCAAGUUGUUUUGUGAAGUCUGUACGUUUAGGAAGAAGGAGAAUCCCUAAAGAUAUCAUCCUCAGAAAUGUUAGUGGUAGGGUUUGGUGUGUGAAAACUCGUCUCGUUGGACACAAAAUCUACUUUCAAGAGGGUUGGAAGGUUUUUCAAGAAGAGAACUGUAUAAGAAAAGCAGAUUUUCUACUUUUCAAGUAUGAUGGGACCAAUGUAUUCAAGGUGGUAAUUCUUGAGCAAUCGUCACGCUGUGAAAGGAGAGAAGUUGAAGAAGAUGAGGUGAUAGACAUUACUGAAGAGGAAGAGAAUGAAAACUCUGAAGACUCUAUGAUGGAGGAGGAGGAAGAUAGUGAUGAUGAGGAUGAGUACUUAGAGCCAGCAAUAGUAAGUUUUUUCUGCAUUUCUUAUGAGUGCAUGAAUCAGUUUUUAUUGAUGAUUCAUUUAUCUGGUUCAGGGGAUAGUGCAACGAGUUCCAUUCCCAAGACUGAAGAUCCUCAUCUUGAAGACUAUGAAUUUGAUCCACGAAAGUAUAUUCAGCAUGAAAAUCCAUACUUUGAAGCAAAACUGUACAAAAAUAGACCCAACGAAUUGCAUGUUCCAGCAAAUGUCCUCAGAGACUCGUCCCUUACUUUUCCAGAAGAGAUCACCCUUUCACGUUGCAGAUGCUUCCAAAGUGAGGACACUAAGAGAAAUGAAUUACGAAACAAUCAUUGUGGCUUUUCACGACAGACACAGAUGUAUUCGAAAGUAACAAAAGUGUCCGAGUGGCAAGAUGGUCGAGUAUGUAUUAAAGGGUGGACAAGCUUUUGUACAAAGAACAAGAUCAAAGAAAAUGAUGUGUGUAUCUGUGAAAUUGUAUCAGGGAAAGACCAAAUAGUAAGAACACUUCAGGUGCACGUGCUUGGUGCUAGGAACGGAUGAACAAAUCUACCACUGAAUUGGACUUUGGACUUGAUUAUUUUAAAUACUUCUAUUGACUAAUGUUUAUAAUUUUCUCAUAUGGAAUCUAUUUUCUCAUGAUAACAAUAUUUAUCUCUAUUCCACUGCACAUUCA